AAGUGAGCUACCGGUGUUUGGAUCUUUCAUCCACAUUGGCAGGAGGACUGAACAGUCUGAGUAAAGCUAGAGGAAGCUAAAGGAUGUUUGAAGCCAUGGCUGAAAAUGCACCGGAUUGUGAUUUUCCACAGAGGCGACUUGGACCCAAAGAGAGCCGUAAUGGUAAUUUUAAAGAUGCAUCAGCCAGAGAAAGAAGACAGCAAGAACGAGAAGAGCGUCUCUCUCUGGUGCUGUGGAGAAAGCCCUUCCAGACGCUGCAGUAUUCAUUCUUAGAGACGCUCAUCACUUUGAAGGAGUGGACAUGGAAGCUCUGGUACAGAAGAUAUCCAGUGUUUUUGGUCCUAGUACUUGUUUCAGUGUUCACAAUGGCCUAUUCAAUAGAAGGAGCACAUCAAACGUAUGUACAGUACAUGGAGAAGAAGAUCCUGUGGUGUGCCUACUGGGUAGGCUUGGGGAUUUUGUCUUCAGUAGGCCUUGGCACAGGCCUUCACACUUUCCUUCUUUACCUGGGCCCACACAUAGCCUCUGUCACACUGGCUGCGUAUGAGUGUGGCUCUGUGAACUUCCCUGAGCCACCAUACCCGACUCAGAUUGUGUGUCCAGAGGAGGAAGGCGUGCAUGACAGCGUGUCCCUCUGGACCAUUAUGUCUAAGGUCCGGCUAGAGGCCUGCAUGUGGGGGGCUGGUACUGCUAUUGGAGAACUUCCUCCAUAUUUCAUGGCACGAGCGGCCCGUAUUUCUGGAGCAGAACCAGAUGAUGAGGACUAUGAGGAAUUUGAAGAGAUGCUGGAACAAGCAGAGCACGCACAGGACUUUGCAACAAGAGCAAAACUUGCUGUACAAAACAUAGUUCAGAAAGUAGGAUUCUUGGGAAUCUUGGCCUGUGCCUCAAUGCCAAAUCCUCUCUUUGACCUAGCUGGUAUUACAUGCGGCCAUUUUCUGAUCCCAUUUUGGACCUUCUUUGGAGCAACACUAAUUGGAAAAGCAGUGAUCAAAAUGCACAUUCAGAAACUCUUUGUAAUCAUAACGUUCAGCAAGCACAUAGUGGAGCAGAUGGUGUCUCUGAUCGGGGCCAUACCUGGGGUUGGAGUUUCCUUACAGAAGCCUUUCAGUGAAUAUCUGGAAGCACAGCGAGCUAAGCUUCAUCACCCAGCUGGGGAUGGCACACCUGCGGGUGAGAACUGGCUCUCCUGGGUCUUUGAGAAAGUGGUGCUCGUCAUGGUCUGCUAUUUCAUUUUGUCCAUCAUAAAUUCCAUGGCACAGAGUUAUGCCAAGCGGCAGCAGCAGAAGAAGCACUCGGAAGAGAAAACCAAGUGAUAGACUCACAGUAAAUCAUCUCAGGCCCCCAUUUUGGAAACUAAGGAGUAUUUAACCCCCCAAAAAGAACGAAUGGGCACUAAUUUAAUGUGUGUAAUAUUCUGUUGUAUCCCCUUCAUUCCCAACUUGUCUGUAGCGUUUGACUUAGAACUUUGUGGUUUUUACCUACAGAGAUAGAGAAUGUUUUUCAGGGGCAGUCCCCCCCCCCCCCCAGAUUUUCUUCUUCUAGAUUUUCUUCUUCAGGGACUGCAAUAUAAAAAAAAAAAUCUCUUUUUUUAAUUGCCUGCACAUUGUGUAAAUAAUUUGUUGUAACAGUUUAUGGAAGUCAGCACAGACUUUCUGCCAUAAAUGUGAUGAAACUGAUGCUAUUUAAAUCUGGUAAACUUAAGAAUUGGCUUACUUUAUCUUAUGUACAAUUCACUUUAUAAACUGCCUUGCUUUUUUUUUUUUGUCUUAAUACAUUUAUGUGAAGCUAAAACUUGUUGGUCUGUUGUAGACCCUGGUUUAAUUCUGUUGAACAUUAAAAUUAAGUAAUGCAUCA
This is a messenger RNA of Neoarius graeffei (lesser salmon catfish), 1857 nucleotides long. RefSeq names its product vacuole membrane protein 1 (gene vmp1). Bases 84 to 1316 code for a protein of 410 amino acids. Gene Ontology annotation, cellular component: endomembrane system; membrane; endoplasmic reticulum. The transcript has 12 exons. The record is from RefSeq and is a predicted model, not a curated record. NCBI's taxonomy places the organism in Eukaryota, Metazoa, Chordata, Actinopteri, Siluriformes, Ariidae. Gene Ontology annotation, biological process: autophagy; Golgi organization.